GUCACAUCCUCGAAGCAGUGCUUUGAUCAAUUGAACCCUAGGUUUCUUUCCCCCUAUAGAGCUUGCAGAUUCACCAGAGGAAAACAUACUCAACAUGUCCUCCACGGCUCUCCCUAAGCGCGUUGCGCUGCACCGCAACCCUACCACCGACUCCUCGGUGGCCAGCUCCAUUGCCCCAUCCCCAAUGGACAGCCCUCGCCAGUCUCCUUCGUCCACCUCGCUGUCGUCCCUGGCAUCGGAGGCUGAGGCCCGCAGCAAGAUGCUGGAUACCUAUGGCAACGAGUUCAAGAUCCCCGACUUCACCAUCAAGCAACUCCGUGACGCCAUCCCUGCUCACUGCUUUGAGCGCAGUGCCUCGACUAGUCUGUACUAUGUCUUCCGCGACCUGUUCUGGUUGGCCACAAUCUUCUAUGUCUUCCACAACUAUGUCACUCCGGAGAACAUUCCCUCCACUCCUGUUCGGACCGGAUUGUGGGCCCUCUACACCAUUGUGCAGGGGUUGUUCGGAACCGGUAUCUGGGUUCUGGCCCACGAGUGUGGCCACCAGGCUUUCUCCCCCUCCAAGGUCUUGAACGACACCGUUGGUUGGGUCUUGCACUCCGCUCUGCUGGUGCCCUACUUCUCCUGGAAGAUCUCCCACGGCAAGCACCAUAAGGCCACUGGCAACCUUGCCCGUGACAUGGUCUUCGUCCCCAAGACUCGCUCGGAGUUUGCUACUCGUGUUGGCAAGGCCAUCCACGAACUGAACGAGCUCAUGGAGGAAACUCCCAUCUUGACCGCUACCAACUUGAUCCUCCAGCAGCUGUUUGGAUGGCCCUUGUACCUUCUGACCAACGUCACCGGUCACAACAACCACGAGCGUCAGCCUGAGGGCCGUGGCAAGGGUAAGAAGAACGGUUACUUCGGUGGUGUCAACCACUUCAACCCUUCCAGCCCUCUGUACGAGGCCAAGGACGCUAAGCUCAUCCUCCUGAGCGAUAUCGGUCUUGCGAUCACCGGAACUGUUCUGUACCUGGUUGGUUCCAAGUACGGCUGGAUGAACCUUCUCGUGUGGUACGGUCUCCCCUAUCUUUGGGUUAACCACUGGCUCGUUGCCAUCACCUACCUUCAGCACACCGAUCCCACCCUCCCCCACUACCAGCCCGAUGUCUGGAACUUCGUCCGUGGUGCUGGCGCCACCAUCGACCGUGACUUCGGCUUCGUCGGCCGUCACAUCUUCCACGGCAUCAUCGAGACCCACGUUCUCCACCACUAUGUCAGCACCAUUCCCUUCUACAAUGCCGAUGAGGCCAGCGAUGCCAUCAAGAAGGUCAUGGGCAACCACUACCGCACCGAGGCCCACACCGGAUGGACCGGUUUCUUCAAGGCUCUCUGGAACAGCUCCCGUGUCUGCCAGUGGGUUGAGCCCACCGAGGGUGCCGAGGGCGAGAGUGCCGGUGUCCUGUUCUACCGUAACACCAACGGCAUUGGUGUCCCUCCUGCCAAGGUUGCUCAAUAGAUUCGCCGUUUGGUCGGUACAUAGAACGCGAGUCGAUUUUCCUUUCCUCCCGGCGGAGGAAUUGCGUCUUUUUCUUUUCCCCCUUUCAUUUCACACUUUUUCGUGGUGCUCUCGCAGGAUCGAAAUGGCCACGACAAGAACAGCACUCGUCGGUAAACAUCCUAGAUCAUCUGCUGCGAGUCUGAUCGAUUGGCAUUCGAGCCGAAGGCGUAUAUGGUGCAGAGGAGGUGGAGCAAGACGGGUCGGUUUUUUGUGAUUGUUUCGAUUGUUUGAUGUAAAGAAGAAGAAAACAAAAGCAAAAGCAAAAGCACAAGCAGUCUCAGCAUCUAUCCUUUCUUUCCUCAACCGGGCAACUCUUAAUAUUUUUGGGAGCCAUUUUCUUGUGCCUUUCUUUCUUCUUUCCAGGCCAAC
Molecule: messenger RNA, 1909 nt
Organism: Aspergillus homomorphus CBS 101889
Lineage: Eukaryota; Fungi; Ascomycota; Eurotiomycetes; Eurotiales; Aspergillaceae
Product: oleate delta-12 desaturase odeA
Exons: 3
Coding region: 95-1498 (467 amino acids)
Biological process (GO): lipid metabolic process
Molecular function (GO): oxidoreductase activity
Source: RefSeq, a predicted model, not a curated record